Peronospora matthiolae is the source of this 453-nucleotide messenger RNA. NCBI's taxonomy places the organism in Eukaryota, Oomycota, Peronosporomycetes, Peronosporales, Peronosporaceae. The record is from the annotation of a GenBank genome assembly.
AUGAUUUAUCGCGACGUGAAUGGCGUCCGGACGAGUUACCUCGUCCGCUGGCGUGGCUAUCCACCGGCGUGGGACAGCUGGGAGCCUCGUGCCCAGCUGAUUGUUGAUGUCCUGGGUAUCGUCAAGCAGUAUGACAAGACCAACCCGCUACGUUCGAAGAAGGGCCGUCGGAAAAAGACCUCCCCGAACGCGAUCGGUUCAACUUGUAUCGCGCCCGACUGGGUUGCGUUUCUUAAACCUGAUGCGAGCAGCAUCAAGUUUGGCGAGCCAGGACUCACGACCAAUGCACUCUAUGCUAUGGAUGAAGGCGAUCCAUACUUGCACCAAGGCCUUGCCGUCUUGAACAUGGCUGCCAUUGUACCACCGAUGUUUGAGAAACGCAUCGGUGAAGGUUUCCCCUCAGUACGGAUAGUUUCCGUUCUGAAUCUAGGUGGGCAAUUUUCCUGCAAUUGA